Colletotrichum godetiae is the source of this 912-nucleotide messenger RNA. RefSeq lists its product as uncharacterized. Gene Ontology annotation, molecular function: protein binding. The transcript is spliced from 2 exons. The coding region runs from base 1 to 912 and encodes 303 amino acids. The record is from RefSeq and is a predicted model, not a curated record. Lineage: Eukaryota; Fungi; Ascomycota; Sordariomycetes; Glomerellales; Glomerellaceae.
AUGGAGGAGAUUCUAUCCCAUUACAUAUCUGACGAAGACUUUGUCAAAAGCUUCGAGAAGGCGACGACCUCCAGAAACCAUGACCGAGCUGUCCGAGACCUGGUUUCCCAAGCACUAUCUGCAUUCUCUAACCAGAACUGGGACGAGUUGCACGAGACUGCACGGAGACUUCGUUGGGUGCAGAUGUGGAACUUUGCUCUCGAGGCGUUUACCGUUGUCACUCGAGGCAAGUUGAAGAUAUUCGGCAAAACCAACCAAACAUUCAAAAGUACCGUUAGCUUGGCGGACGCUCUCCGAGUCACCGCAUGCAACAUGGAGCAAGACAACUGCCGAAGACGUCGGAACGAUGUCCUCUCGCUAUUCCGAGAAGCCCUAAAUGGAACCCAAGAUGAGUCGCUGCUCCAAGAAGCUCGUAUGAGACUUGGCAGUUUCUACACGGAUAAGGGAGAGUAUGAUGCGGCACGAAGUGAACUUCAACAUGCAGAAGCGUACAAGAACACCAGUCGAACUCAACUUUUCGAACUCCGAAUGACUUGGAUAGACAUCCCGAUCAAUCAGGAGCAGUUCCUCGAAGCUGAAGAGGCCUUUGAAAACUUGCUUGGAGAUCUUUCGAAGUCUGAUGUGGAUAGGCUCAUUCGAAACACUGCCUUAGAUAGGUACGCCAACGUACUUGUGAAUAUCAAAUGGAAGGCGGCUGGGAAGGCAGAGGAUUCCACCUUGGAGGGACCCGACUUGCGCAAGGCACACGACAUGUAUCACGAGUUAUUUAACUUCUACAGUGGCAUGAGCGACAUCGUCGGCGUGAGCGGCAUCGCCAACUCGUCGCUUCCCUAUCUUUCUAUCCGCGUCGUUCAUUACGGCAAUCAAAUGCGGGUUAUGAAAAAGAGGAUGGAGGAGCUCAAGACAAAAUGA